Molecule: messenger RNA, 2531 nt
Organism: Boleophthalmus pectinirostris (great blue-spotted mudskipper)
Lineage: Eukaryota; Metazoa; Chordata; Actinopteri; Gobiiformes; Gobiidae
Product: kelch-like protein 38
Exons: 5
Coding region: 138-1889 (583 amino acids)
Molecular function (GO): protein binding
Source: RefSeq, a predicted model, not a curated record
GAGAGAGACGAGCAAGAAAGAGAGGGGAAAUGUCAAGACGUCAGGUUUACUGUUGAGGCCUUUCACCAGAUACGAAGAGGAGCAAAGAUUAAGGCUGAAAAAGCUGAAAAAGCUGGAAAAGAGACAGAAGGGACGGCAUGGACCUUGAACCAGUGGAGCUGUUUCACUUCAGAGACACAGAGCAGUCAUGCAGUCUGCUGCUGCAGCUGAAUGUUCUCAGACACGAGCACAUUCUCACUGACGUGUGGCUCUGCUCAGACCAGACUGAGAUCCCCUGUCACAAAAAUGUCCUGGCCUCCAGCAGCCCCUAUUUCAGAGCUAUGUUCUGCAACAACUUUAUAGAGAGACACCAGUCCAAGAUUGUAUUAAAGAGCAUUACUCCAGGCAUUCUGAGUAUUAUUAUAGACUAUGUUUACACUGGACUAGUAAGCAUCCACAUGAACAAUGUGCUGUCCCUGAUGCAGGCCGCAGCCAUGCUUCAGUAUGGCCGACUUUUUGAGGCCUGCUCCACUUUUCUUCAGAUGCAGUUAAGUCCAGACAACUGCCUGAGCAUGAUCCGACUGUCUGAAAUCCUGCACUGUGAGAGUUUACAGGUCAAAGCAAAGGAAAUGGCAAUGAGGAGUUUUUCUGAUGUGUCAGCCUCAGAGGAGCUGUGUGAGCUGUCUCUGCCUGAGCUGAUGCGAUACCUGGAAGAGGAUGACCUGUGUGCAGAGGAGGAGCAGGUAUUUGAGACCCUCGUGGCCUGGAUCCACCACGACCCUUUAUCCCGCAAAGGUGCCAUAAGUGAUCUGUUCAAAAAGGUGCGUCUGCGCUACAUCCACCCGACCUACCUCUUCCAGUUCAUUGCCAGUGACCCCCUGAUCCAGUCAUCUACACUCUGCACCGAACUCAUAGAGUCAGUGAGACGACUUAUGUUCUCUGUAAGCAGCAAAUACAUACAAGACACAGAGUUCAACAAACAGUGGGUGGCUCAUCGGCGCUACACCUACCAGGACAGGCUGGUAGUGGUGGGAGGCAGGAAGAACAAUGAGCAGACAUCUAGGGAGGCUUUGGUGUUUGAGGAGCAGACACAAAGCUGGCAGAGGCUGGCCAAGUUGCCCAUACGCCUUUAUAAAGCCUCAUAUGUGGCUCUGCACAGUGUACUGUAUGUAAUUGGAGGACUUACAACUAAUGCAAAGUAUAGCCAGGUCACCUCCACUGUUUACACACUCUCUCUCAAAACCAACCAGUGGAGACUCGCUGAACCCAUGUUAGAGCCACGAUUUGCUCACCAGACCCUUUCCUACCUGCACUUUAUCUUUGUCCUGGGGGGGCUUGGGUCGGACAGGCGAGUGACAGCUUCUGUGGAAAGAUUCAACAGUAUGUUCAAUCAAUGGGAGUCUAUGGCCUCGAUACCUGAAGCUGUGCUGCACCCAGCUGUAGCUGCCACCAACCAGAGGAUCUACAUGUUUGGAGGGGAGGAUGCCAUGCAGAACCCAGUCAGACUGAUCCAGGUCUAUCACAUCGCCCGGAACAUGUGGUCAAAGAUGGAGAACAGGACAGUGAAGAAUGUAUCUGCACCUGCUGCAGUUAUAGAUGACAAAAUAUACAUCAUUGGAGGUUACACCAGGAGAAUGAUUGCUUAUGACACCAAGACAAACUGUUUUAUUAAAUGUGCCAACCUGAAAGAGAGGAGGAUGCACCACUCAGUCUCAGUCCUCAACAACAAACUGUACAUUACUGGGGGGCGCUAUGUCAAUGGUCACGAUGUCAUUCAAGACUCAGACACAUUUGAAUCUUAUGAUCCAAAGACGGAUACUUGGACCUCUAAAGGCUCUCUGCCACACAAACUGUUUGACCACGGCUCUCUCACUCUAACUAGUGUCCAACAAAACUGGGAUAAAUCCUGAAUAUUGUCUUGGUCAGUACUGUUCAAUUUAUAAUAUUGUAGCAUGCUGUGAAUGUGGUACAACAAUGGCGUAAAAAGUGACUGCUGAAGUUCAAUUGAAAAUAUGUGUAAAAAGUAAGGCACUUUGUUCACCCCAUGCCUGGAUUCAAGGUGAAUAAUAAUUUCCAGCUAAAUACAAUGGAUUAAACUGAAUAGCAGUUAAAAUGUGACAGGAUUGUGCUUUUAAGUGUUCACCUCUUUGUUAGUUGUGUUUUGUGUUGCCCCUAACCACCUGAAAGCCCCUUCUUAACCUGUCUGACUCCACAAUAGCUGUUGGUGCUAUUUUUAGGGCAGUCUAAAUCACUAGAUUUUACUUGUCGAGUUUAAAUCCUGAGGUCGCACAUUGUUUCGGUGCAAGUACAAAGCUCUUUGCAGCUGUUUAGACCACCGACAUUUAAUAUGAACUUGAAAUUAGGUCAACAGCUUAUUUUUAAUUAUGUGAUGAAGAAAUGCAAUUCAGCUUUUUAUGAUUUUAUAAUAUAUGUUUAAUUCCAAUUUGUUGUUAAGUCAUAUUUGAUUUGAUAUCCUUUUGUACUAUGAUAACAUUUUUGUACUGUUUCCAUUGUAAGAUUUUAAUUUUUUUUGUAAUGUAAACAAUAAAAUA